This is a messenger RNA of Anoplophora glabripennis (Asian longhorned beetle), 1547 nucleotides long. Its product is annotated as enoyl-[acyl-carrier-protein] reductase, mitochondrial-like. Gene Ontology annotation, molecular function: trans-2-enoyl-CoA reductase (NADPH) activity. Gene Ontology annotation, biological process: fatty acid metabolic process. NCBI's taxonomy places the organism in Eukaryota, Metazoa, Arthropoda, Insecta, Coleoptera, Cerambycidae. The record is from RefSeq and is a predicted model, not a curated record. The coding region runs from base 266 to 1369 and encodes 367 amino acids. The transcript has a single exon. Gene Ontology annotation, cellular component: mitochondrion.
GUGUUAAUUACAAUUUUGCAGUAACUAUUUUGUUAUAUUCAUUUUAAUGAAUUAUAAUAAAUAUUAUGGUAAAAAUAAUACGCAAAGUUUACCAUCUGCCAAUAAACAGACCCCGUAUUUCCGUUCCAAAAAAGUGAUAUUUGUAGGUUAUUGAUAACCUAACCCCUAACCUAACCCUAAAUGUUUUGACUGUUUUGACAGGUAGUGCAGAGUUUAAAUUUAAAAAGUAAAUUAGUGUAAAAGAUUAUUUGAGUUAUUAAGAAAAAUGUCAGCUUUCGGCAUAAAAUCUGUGUCCUUAAUGAACUCUCUAAAGAAAAUGUCUGUACCAUCUCAAAUAUACAAAAGAUUUAACAGUUCUGUGGUAUCAAAAUUGGUUUAUUCUGAGUAUGGGGAUCCAAUGAAAGUAGUUCACAAGGAAAACGAGGAGCUGCCCCAGCCCAAAGAAAAUGAAGUUUUGGUGAAAAUGCUCGCUGCCCCAGUCAAUCCGGCUGAUGUAAACACAAUACAAGGCAAAUACCCAUCCAAACCACCUUUGCCCGCAGUACCUGGAAAUGAAGGAGUUGGGAAGGUGAUAAAGAUAGGCCCGGGAGUUUUGGAUUUUGAAGAAGGAGAUCACGUGGUACCUUUAACGAGCAACUUGGGAACGUGGCGGACUCACUUAACUCUAUCUGAAGAAAAUCUAUUAAAGGUACCUAAAAAAUUAGGCUUAGUAGAAGCAGCUACACUAACCGUUAAUCCGUGCACAGCAUACAGAAUGUUAAAAGACUUCACAAAUUUAAAACCUGGUGACACAGUGAUUCAAAACGGAGCUAAUUCUGCUUGCGGUCAAAAUGUUAUCCAGAUAUGCCGUUCUUGGGGUGUAAGAACUGUGAAUAUAGUAAGGGGUAGACCAGAGAUUGAGGAACUGAGACAGUUUUUGAAACAGCUGGGGGCCACUUAUGUUCUCACCGAAGAAGAGAUACGAUCGACAGAAAUUUUCAAAACUGGUAAAUUGGAGAAGCCAAAGCUAGCUUUGAAUUGUGUGGGGGGUAAAAGCGCAUUAGAAAUCAUGAGGCUUUUACAAAACGGCAGUCCCAUUGUUACAUACGGGGGCAUGUCUAGAGAACCCGUUACAGUGCCCACGUCUGCACUAAUUUUUAAAGACAUUCAAGUUAGAGGGUUCUGGAUGACGCGGUGGUCUAAGGAAAAAGCAAACAGUGUCGAACGACUUGAAAUGUUUGAGGAGCUAAUUUCUAUGAUGACUAGCAACGACUUACAAGGCCCAGCUUAUAAGAUGGUCGAAUUUGAAAAUUAUAAAGAAGCUUUGAUGAACACGAUGACCAUUAAAGGCAUGAUAGGGAAGAAAUUUAUAUUGGACUUUGGAAAAUAAGUGUCGAUAUUAAUUUUUCCUUUUGAUAAAGUAGGGUAGUACAAAUGUUUUUAUUUCUAAACAUCCAAAGCAUUUAUGUCACUGUAGUCCUUAAAAUAUUUUUUAUGUUUCAAAUUAAAGAAAUAUAACUGUUCAUUGAAAAUAUUUAUCUUCUCUUAUGUGUUGUGAAAUACUUUAG